Molecule: messenger RNA, 2100 nt
Organism: Fibroporia radiculosa
Lineage: Eukaryota; Fungi; Basidiomycota; Agaricomycetes; Polyporales; Fibroporiaceae
Exons: 1
Coding region: 1-2100 (699 amino acids)
Source: RefSeq, a predicted model, not a curated record
AUGCUCCGUGAUGGUCUUCCCAGGGAACGUAAGGCGCCGCUCGGUCUGCUCACUGACAUUCUGAAGAAGAGCGAACAAUGCUUACUAUGCCGCCUCGUCACAUCACUCUUGCGUCGGUGCUGGCGCCUGGAGCAUCAUUCAGACGUCGAUCUCUCGAACAUACAGUGCUCAAUCUACGCGACUGGUUGUGGCGCUUUAGAAGAUCCAGAUCUGGAGGAGAAAAAGCAAUGUCAUCGCUUGCGCGUUCUUACCUCUGACCGGCCACAAGAAAUAUACAAUGCCAUGACUGCAGCACGAAUGAGUAUGGGACUCGAUAUUCAGCUCUUGGAACAGGACGCGCAAAUAGUCUCAAGGCCAAGGGAGCUUCAUGGCCGCAGGAUGGGUGAUACGGUGGACGUGGCGCUAGUGGAGAAGUGGCUAUCGCUGUGCGAAGAGGAACACGGCGAUGCGUGCGAGUCGGUGUGGUGGAGGGGAAAUGAUGAGAAUUUGCCGAGCACUGUGCGGAUGGUGGACGUCACGUUGAUGGCGGUGGUUCGAGCCCCUCCAAAUUGUCGCUACGUGGCUUUGAGCUAUGUCUGGGGAGGACCGGGGGAGGAUUACUGGACAACGAUGGCGAACAUCGACGCACGCACAUCUCCCGCUGGGCUUGAUGGAUCCGUCCUACCUGCAACCAUCCUAGAUUCGGUUCAUCUGGUCCAGCAACUGCAGGAGCGCUAUCUAUGGGUGGAUGCGCUCUGCAUCAUCCAAGAUAGUCCAGAAGACAAGGCUGUGCAGAUUCAUGUCAUGGACCUCAUCUAUAGCAAAGCUGCGUUUACUAUUUUCGCUGCCGGUGGAGAGGCAGCUCGAGCCCGACUUCCAGGCCUUUUGCCGGGAACUCGGUCUCCCGACCAGCAGAUCGAAAUCGUCCAAGGGCUACACCUUGCUUUACCACUCCCCUCACUUCGGGAGACGUUGGCACAGUCCAUCUGGGAUACGCGAGGGUGGACUUUCCAAGAGCUCAUACUCUCUCGUCGGCGUCUUUUCUUCACCAAGCGUCAGGCGUACUUUGAGUGUGGAAAGGAUGUAUGGUGCGAGGAUCUCAUUGCAGAAAGCAAGACACUGCGAUAUUCUGACCAUCCAAUGCGCUAUCUCGGAUCUGGAUCGUUCCUACGCAAGCCACCCACCUUUCCCAAUCCUGACCAUACGACAAGCUACGCGACCGCCGUUGGACUAUACACACGACGCCAGCUCAGCCACGAAUCGGAUAUCGUGGACGCUAUUACCGCAUUGACGAACGCAAUUACAAGGGGGUAUCAGCUCAUGGGCGGUGAUACUGGCAAGGCGUUUCGCUAUGGAAUGCAGAUUAGAGAUCUCGAUUACUCGUUGCUCUGGCAGCCAAGGAUGGACUGGGUGCAUAGCAGGCGCGUAUCUGAUACGAUGGGGUCCCCUUGGCCAUCCUGGGCAUGGGCGGGGUGGAGAGGUGCAGUCGCCUAUACUGACGAGAGUCAGUUGAUAAGCCCGACCAUCACGUCCGGCACCCGUCCACAACCUCUCGAGUCUCUGAUCACUCUUUGGCAUAUGGUAGACUACAACGGGGAGAUCGUCCAACUCGACGUUGGACCCAUCCGCCCUAGUCAGAUUACUGUGGACUCAGAGGCAGCGCAGCUGCCCGUGGCGCGAUACACACCUCCAAAGAACCAGAUGCACUACGACCAGCUUGAGCCUCCGCCACCGCCCGGCACUCUCAUCUUUCUCACCCAAUGCGCACACUUUGAGAUCUUGAGAAUGGGAGAUGAUGGCCUCCAAGACUCGCCCAACAAGAUCUUCCAUAUUGUCUCUCAUACAAGAUCACCUUCGGCGGGCGUAGGGCGCAUGAUUCUCCCCGCUCUCACACCCUCGUCCACUAUCUUGGAGUUCAUCGUUCUCUCUCGGUGCGGGGGGAUGAUAGGUCUCUACGACGAGCAUAUCUACGGGCCAUGGUACUUUGGAGGCAUUCUACAUGUGAUGGCGGUACGGAAGGCGCAUGAUCCACGCCUACGAGAGAGAGUAGGCGUCGGUGUCAUAUUCGAAGGAGCCUGGCUUGAAUCGAGUCCAGAGGAGACUGCUGUGCUCCUCGCGUAG